Messenger RNA from Anopheles funestus (African malaria mosquito), 1922 nucleotides. RefSeq names its product asparagine--tRNA ligase, cytoplasmic (gene AsnRS). Lineage: Eukaryota; Metazoa; Arthropoda; Insecta; Diptera; Culicidae. Gene Ontology annotation, cellular component: cytoplasm. The record is from RefSeq and is a predicted model, not a curated record. The transcript has 3 exons. Gene Ontology annotation, molecular function: nucleic acid binding; asparagine-tRNA ligase activity; ATP binding. The coding region runs from base 140 to 1801 and encodes 553 amino acids. Gene Ontology annotation, biological process: asparaginyl-tRNA aminoacylation.
UAAACAUUACAACCUCCCUUUGACAUUUCACAAUACCACAACACGACGGCAUUUUCACGCAGUCAAUUUUAUAAAAAAAAUCCUUCCGCACGGGUGGAGUGGCGAAAGAUUCUUUCUUGGGUCUUUAAUCGGUGUUGCAAUGGAAAACCUAACUUUAAGUGAACUGUACACUUCAGAAAAACGGGGCAACGAUGAAACGGGCAAAGGCACCUCGGAAGAACCGUUCAAAACGAUCCUCCAAGCGAUGAAGCAUGCCGGAAAGGAACCGUUCCCUACCAUCUACGUCGAUAGCAAGGAUGAAAAGUCCGAUUCACCGUACGAGGUGGCCGCAAAGUCGCAGUUGAAGAAAAUCCAGAAGAUCUGGGUUCGCGACAACCUUAAGGGCGACAAGCAGAAGCGCGAGGAGGAGGAGAAAGCCAAGAACCGUGAACAGAAUCUGGAAGAGGCGAAAAAGAUCACCAUCCAGGAGGAUCCAUCGUGGUCGGCAGCCAAAUCGAUUAAGAUUACUCACGGCGCCGAUAAUCGAGGUGUGCGCGUACGUAUUUACGGCUGGGUUCAUCGACUGCGCCGACAGGGCAAGGGUUUGAUGUUUAUCACGCUGCGAGACGGAACCGGCUUUCUGCAAUGCGUGCUGACGGAUACCCUGUGCCAAACGUACAACGCGCUCGUACUAUCGACGGAAUCAUCGGUACAGCUGUACGGCACGCUGAAGGAGGUACCGGCGGGCAAAACUGCCCCAGGUGGACACGAGCUGCAUGUGGACUACUGGGAGCUGAUUGGGCUUGCACCGGCAGGUGGUGCUGAUGCAAUUCUGAACGAAGAAGCGCACCCGGACGUGCAGCUUGACAACCGUCAUAUCAUGAUCCGUGGAGAGAACACGUCCAAGAUUCUGAAGAUGCGCGAUGUGGUCAUGCAAGCUUUCCGUUCGCAUUACUUCGACCGUGGGUACACGGAAGUAACCCCACCAACUCUCGUUCAAACGCAAGUGGAAGGUGGUGCCACACUGUUCAAACUGGACUACUUCGGUGAGGAGGCUUACCUAACACAAAGUUCCCAGCUGUACCUCGAAACGUGUGUUCCUGCGCUGGGAGAUGUGUUUUGUGUGGCGCAAAGCUAUCGUGCUGAGCAGAGCCGUACACGGCGGCAUUUGGCCGAAUAUAGCCACAUCGAGGGCGAAUGUCCCUUCAUUACUUUCGACGAUCUGCUCGACCGUCUUGAGGAUCUGAUCGUGGAUGUUGCUGAUCGUGUACUGAAAUCACCGUGGGGCUACAUGGUACAGGAGCUGAACCCGGGCUUCGUUUUACCGAAACGACCGUUCCGUCGUAUGAACUAUGCGGACGCGAUUGUUUGGCUGAAGGAGAACAACGUCACGAAGGACGAUGGCACUUUCUACGAGUUCGGUGAAGAUAUUCCCGAGGCACCGGAACGCAAGAUGACGGACACGAUCAACGAACCGAUCAUGUUGUGUCGCUUCCCGGCCGAAAUUAAAUCGUUCUACAUGGCCAAAUGUGAGGACGAUCAGCGCCUUACCGAGAGCGUGGAUGUGUUGUUGCCGAACGUGGGUGAAAUCGUCGGUGGAUCGAUGAGGUCCUGGAAGUAUGACGAACUGUUGGAUGGCUACAAGCGGGAAGGCAUCGACCCGAAGCCGUACUAUUGGUACGUCGAUCAGCGUGUGUACGGUUCGCAACCGCACGGUGGUUAUGGUUUGGGAUUGGAACGAUUCCUCUGCUGGCUACUGAACCGCUACCAUAUUCGUGAGGUCUGUCUUUACCCACGGUUCAUGGAACGUUGCAGACCAUAAACUCGCUAAAAGCCGAUGAGCACGGUUCGCUUUUAACGGUUCUGCAUUUCGUCUACGCAUUGAUUGCUUCAAAAGUUCUCAAACAUUAAACAAUAAAGACAAAACUUACAUAGCAUCCAAA